Molecule: messenger RNA, 2236 nt
Organism: Sorghum bicolor (sorghum)
Lineage: Eukaryota; Viridiplantae; Streptophyta; Magnoliopsida; Poales; Poaceae
Exons: 13
Coding region: 362-1726 (454 amino acids)
Source: RefSeq, a predicted model, not a curated record
CGCUACUGGUCUGGCGGCUGCUCGCUCUCUCGUCGGUCCCAAAGGGCAAAGGGGAAGAGGGGAAACCGGGCAGAGCGCAGCGCAGGACAGGGAGAGAACUCGCCGGCCUAGUCUGCGCGGUGAUCCGUCUCCCCUAGGGUGUUCCGCCGUGCUGGGGCAGAGACACGGGGUUGCCGUUCUUCGCCGCCGCACGCCAAGGUUCUGCUCCGCUUGAUCCUGCGGCGGUGCGGCCCUGUUUUUGUUUUUGUUUUUUUUUCUCUCGUUUCAGGUGGCCAGCCUUGGUUUUCUCUCGUUUCAGACUUUCAGGUGGCCAGCCUUGGUUUUGCCGAACUCAUUCUGUGGCCCUCUGCUGUAGUGUCCAAUGGCGGCAGGAGCAACCUUAAACUGGGUUAAAAUCCCAUUUGACACCCGGAGAUUCCAUGACCUAUCUAGUUUAAGUUUCCGAUCCCGAAACCCUUUUGGAUCAAUUCAGCCCUGGUGGCUGCCAACCGAUCAAGACUCAUCCCUUAUCAAGGUUCGCGUGGCUGCUGAUUAUUCAGACUCAAUGCCAGAUUCAAAGUACACGAGAGAUCGGGGUUAUCACCCUCUUGAAGAAGUUAAAGAACGUCCAAAGAAGAAGGACCUGUUGCUGACAGAUGUCGAAACAGCUAGAACGGUAGUGGAGGCCAAUAGCAAGGGGUUGCUUGUAUUUCCUGCUAGGGUACACAAUGAACCUCAUGGACAUGUUGCUUGGUCGGAGUUUCAAUAUGUUGUUGAUGAUUAUGGAGACAUUUUUUUUGAAGUACCUGAUAGCGAGAACAUCUUGGAAGAUGAUACUGCAAACAAUCCUGUGACAGUUUUGAUUGGAAUGGACAGACCCAUUAUUGGAGAAAGUAGCGUGGCGAUUAGUGAUUUUAGUGAUUACAUGGAUGGUGAAAAUUUAAUGGACGUUCCUGAUGAGCACCACACCAAGAUUGAUACAGAAAUAACUGAUAUUCUCAUAGAGUGGGGGAUGCCUGCAACAAUGCGUGCAAUACAUCCGAUUUACUUUGCCAAAUGUUUGAAAAAGGCCAUUCAUAAUAAUAAUGGGAAGAAGAUGGAUAGUCCAUCAAAUGGUCUCUCUAUUGUAGGAUAUCUAAGACCUGCUUUCAUAGAGGAAGAAUCUUACUUGAGGAGCUUGUUUCAUGGUGAAUGCAGCAGUGAUCGUUAUUCAUCUGACUGGAAAGUAAAUGAAACAGAUGAAUACAGCAGAGAAACUCGGCCAGUUUCUGGAACCAAUCGCCUCAUUGAUGGUGAUAAAUCAAAAUUUGACUUCAAUGAUGCUGAAACUAAAACUGAUUCAAUGAUCUACAAGCUGGAGAUAAUGACAAUUGAACUGUUUUCCAUGUAUGGCAAGCAGUUUAUGAUUGAUCCACAAGAUUUUCAAGAUUCAGAACCAGAUAUUCUUGCAAAUUCUGCUUCAGCGAUUAUAGAACGGAUCAAAGAAAACAGUGACCAAUGUGCAAUGGCUCUCAGGUCGCUCUGUCGCAGGAAAAAGGGUCUUACUGUCGAGGAGGCAAGCUUGAUUGGUGUCGACAGCCUUGGUAUUGAUGUAAGGGCCUUUUCUGGCUUGGAAGCUAGGACCGUUCGAAUUUCAUUCAAUGCACAGGCGCUCUCUGAACGUUCAGCUGAAAAGAAGAUCAGGCGAAUGCUUUUCCCCCGUUCCCAGCGUAAAAACGUGAAAACCUCUACUGAAGAUGUAUCCUAAUAUAUCAGCUGAUUUUCCUUAUAGAGGAUGUAAACACCUUGUUCAAAGACAAGGGUGCCAAUGGAAUGAUUUGGUCUUAUGCGAGUUUGCUAGGAGAUGGCGCACAACCUGUCGACUAUGAGGAUAACCAAAAGCAGCAGAGUACCUGAUUGAGGUUUUGACCUCGCUGAUGAAGGAAGGUUGGCCUUCCAAGAAUAUAGUUUGGUUUCUGACAGAUAAUAAAAAAACAAAUAAGGUGCCAAUUCGUGUAAAAGAUGCACUGCCAUUUUAUGCUGGCGGAAACUGAUGAGUUGACCAAAGGUUUGUCAGCUACAAAUUCCCAGUAAUAACGAGCUGCGAGAGGAAAGGGCAGAGUAAUAAGAUCUCGUUCAGUUCUUUACUCCAACUUGUAACUAACUUAGUUGUCUCUUUCAUGUCUGAAUAAAUGUAAUGUAACGCAACUGUGAUUAUGUCGUUGUUGAACUAUACAAAAAAUGAGAAUUUAAUAAAGUUUCGAGUGCUUGUACUGUA